GUCACUCCUACCCGGACUGGAUGGCAACUGCUUGCGGUGAACGACUGAGUGUGAGCAGUGACCCCGGGGGUGGUGUGGGGUGUGGGGUGCCGGGUGUGUGUGAGCAGUCUGGAUUAUUGUAGCUACUGAUACUUUAAAAAGGGCUGGUGAGCUUGUAAAACCGGGGAGACCCAUGCCUGUGGGUAUACCGGGUCAGUGGGCACACAGGGGAGCCGCCCUGCACCAGUUACCAGUAUAGAGCGCCUGGCAUGAUGCAGAGUUGGCACUGACCUCACCCUCUGAGACACAGCUGGCACUGACUGCAGAUCUCCUGUGCAGUGCCCAGUUUAGACUGCAUUAGAGGACCCAUCUUUCCAUACACUGUUUGAUUCAUACUUAGCGGAGACCAUCAGCUUUCAUCAUGCCUGGCACAGAAGGGCUACAAGUCCCAUCAACCCCCAGUCCGGGCACAGAAGGAACCGUGUCCCCAUCAUCCACUAGCACGGGCACAGAGGAUGCGCAAUCCCCAUCGCCUUCCAACUCUAGUUCUGAACUGGUUGCCAGCUUAUUGACUCUGGGCAAGACAUUGCUGCUGCUGUUGCCAGUAUACCUUUGUGGGUACCUGGGUAUGAGCAUACUUUUCGUGGUCGUCGGACUGCUGUUUUACCUGGGCUGGAAGGGAUCUCGUCUAAGCAAACUGAGAAGACUUAAUACAGUUUUGGAAGCCUUGCAGAAUGAAGAAGUUAUCACUGCUAAAACCUUGUUCAUGACAAAGAAAGAGUUACCAUCCUGGGUCACGUUCCCUGAUGUGGAGAAAGCUGAAUGGCUUAACAAGUUUCUGGCACAGAUGUGGCCAUUCAUCAGUCAGUACUUGGAAAAGCUCUUCUCCGAUACGAUUGCACCAGCAGUACGGUCAUCCAACGCUCACUUGUCAACCUUCUACUUCACAAAAAUUAACAUGGGUCAGAAGGCCCCGAAAGUGAUUGGAGUGAAGGCACACACUGAACUCAACAAGAAUCAGAUCAUUCUGGACCUCCACCUCAGUUAUGUUGGAGACAUGGAAAUUGAUGUAGAAAUAAAGAAAUAUUUUUGUAAAGCUGGAGUAAAGGGAGUACAGUUACAUGGUGUGCUACGCGUUAUCUUGGAACCCCUUAUUGGAGACGUUCCUAUCAUUGGUGCAAUAACGUUGUUCUUCAUCCGCCGACCGUUGUUGGAAAUAAACUGGACAGGCCUCACAAACCUCUUAGACAUCCCUGGACUCAACGUCAUGUCUGAUACCAUGAUCAUGGACAUAAUUUCUUCUUACCUGGUGCUGCCAAAUCGGCUGACUAUCCCAUUAGCACCUGACCUUCAUUUGGCUGAACUGCGUUCCCCCUUGCCUAGGGGCAUUGUACGCAUACAUCUCAUGGGAGCUCGUAACCUUAGUGCAAAAGAUCUGAAGGUCAAAGGAUUGAUAGCGGGGAAGUCAGAUCCUUAUGCCAUUGUCCGUGUGGGGACUCAGGUCUACAACAGUCGCAUCAUUAAUGAGGAUCUCAAUCCUGUCUGGAAUGAGAUGUAUGAGGCUAUUGUAAAUGAAGUGCCUGGCCAGGAGUUGGAAGUGGAAUUGUUUGAUAAGGAUCCUGAUCAAGAUGACUUAUUGGGCAGGAUGAAGUUAGAUCUUGUUGAAGUAAAGAAAGCACAUGUUCUGGACAAGUGGUUCACACUAGAUGAUACAAAGACAGGCCAACUACACCUCCGGCUGGAGUGGCUCACUCUCAUGCAAAAUGCUUCCAAGCUUGAGCAGAUAAUGAAGAUCAACAGAGAGAUUUCUUCAAAAAUGACAGGGGAGCCUUCUGCCGCAAUCUUGAUCAUCUAUCUGGACAGGGCUCAGGAUCUGCCAUUAAAGAAGGCGACGAAGUCCCCAAACCCCAUGGUGCAGCUGUCUAUACAGGAUGUGACACUGGAGAGCAAGACUGUGCAUAAUACCAACUCUCCUGUUUGGGAAGAGCCAUUCCGUUUCUUUAUUCGUGACCCCAACCUGCAUGACUUGGACAUACAGGUGAAAGAUGAUGAUCGGCAGUUUUCAUUGGGCUCAUUGUCUCUUCCACUUAGUCGGAUCCUUUGUGCUGAUCAACUCACAUUAGACCAGUGGUUUCAGCUGGAGAACUCUGGAUCCAGAAGCAGAAUCUACAUGAAACUCGUUAUGCGGAUUCUUUAUGUGGACCCAGCAUAUGUCCCUGUCGUGGAAACAGAGAGUCCUGGGAUUGAGGCUUCAAUUGGAUCUAGUGUAGAUUUGCCCCCAAGACCUGUAAAAACCAACCCUCCGGAGAAGUUUGCAACUGAGAACGUGAUUCGCGUGUUCGUCCUCGAAGCAGAAAACCUGAUUGCCAAAGAUAACUUCAUGGGUGGGAUGAUAAAAGGGAAAUCUGACCCUUACACUGUGAUACGAGCGGGAGGCAAAUCUGUGCGUACCAAAGUGGUGAAGGAGAAUUUGAACCCACGGUGGGACCAGGCCUUUGAGAUACUGGUUACAGAUAUCCCCGGGCAGGACAUUGAAUUUAAUGUGUUUGAUAAAGAUAUUGAUGCAGAUGAUUCCUUGGGAAGUUGUAAAGUGAGUGUGAAAGACGUCCUGAAAAAGAAAACCAUUGAUGAGUGGCUGCCAUUACAGGAAGUUAAAUCUGGGAAACUGCAUGUCAAACUGGAGUGUCUAUCUCUAAUUACUGAUGCUUCUCAACUGGAUCAGGUGCUGAUGAUAAACAGUCUGUCUCAGCCUGCCAACGGUGAGGAUUUCUCUGCCGGCCUUCUCUUUGUCUAUAUAGAGCGAGCAAGCAACCUUCCUAUACUGAAGGGGAAAAACCCACCAGCAGCAAAUGCAGAGCUUACUGUGAAGAAAGUUACUUACAAGACCAAGUCUGCCUCAAAGAGCACCUCUCCUGUGUGGGAUGAAAGCUUUGUUUUUCUCAUCAGGAAUCCAGCUAAUGAGACCUUCCAGCUACAGGUUCGAGAUGACUCUCAUAAUUCCUUGGGAUCCUUCAACAUGCCCAUUUCUGAUCUCUUGGAUGCUGAUUGUCUGACAUUUGACAGAUGGUUCAAUCUGACUUCACCUGGACAGCACAGUCAGGUUCUGAUGAGACUGCAGUUGAGAAUUUUGUCCUCUCCAAAUGUCAGUCCUGAGCUCCAGGCACUUAAGAUUGCUUCAUCUGAUCAUCAAAGACCCCCCAGUCCAAAGAAAUUGUCUGAUACUGACAACCCAAUGCCUGCGUUUGAUAGCAGUGACCUUGCAUUUGCAUCCUCCCCGGGGGAUCUCCGUCAAAGACUGCCUCACUCUAACAGCGAUCCAUCUUCCACAGACUCUCUCCUGGGACAGCUGAGGAUGACCCUGUAUUACCCUGCUAAGGAAGGGAGACUUGUAGCAGUGAUACACAACUGCAGAAAUCUAGGCCUCUCUUCCAAGGAACCUCCCGAUCCUUACCUGUCAAUGGUAUUGCUACCAGACAAAAAGCGGAAAACCAGUGUGAAGAAAAGGACCAAUAACCCAGAAUUUAAUGAAAAAGUUGAGUGGGAGGUGUCACUUGAAGAGGCGUCAAGGAAGAAACUGGAAAUCUCUGUAAAAAACAGCAGGUCCUUCAUGUCGAGCAAAAAGGAGGUGAUUGGAAAGGUUCAGAUCGACCUCUCCCAAAUGGAUCUCUCACAAGGCUUGAGUCAAUGGUACAACCUGAAGGAGGAAUAAAUGUGUAUCCAAGCAUUUUGGAAGAAUGCAACAUUCUGUGCCCAAAGGCAUCUGUGCUAGAAACGCUUCCUGCAGGACUUGGCACCGUCUUUUUGUCCUAUCCAGUCUCCUGAACCGAGCUUUUCCAAGGACGCUGUGAUGCAUCAUUCUGCAGGCUUUGCUAAUGGAAAUUGUGUAUAAAAGCAGAGUAAGGACAUUCCUAGCACCACCAGAUUUUCAUUGGCCUUAUUAUGGAAAAGUAUUAUACAUUCACCAGAGUUAAAGAACAUUAAUUUAAAGCCAAGCCAUGCCUCCCCUGUUACCAUCUCCUUCCAUAUUCAUACACAGGAAUCCGUUUCCUUUUUAGAUGUGUGUGUAUAUCUACGUUCAUUCACUCUUGUGUGUACAAAACAAUCACUGAUAAGAUAAUGUUGAAGCAGAGCUAAGUAACUAACAUGAAGGAUUGUAUAUGUAAUCAUCUGCAUGCCAGGGGUGUUCUCAGCCUUCAGGGUCCAUGUGGCUUAACAUACAGCCAUGGUACACACCUAGUGCUCUGUCUAGUGCCAUGUAACAUGAUAAUGAUGUCUUUUGUUUGUCUGGUUCUUGCUUUACCAGAAUACCUUCAUUAAUAUUCCAUCUAUUGGUUAUACACCUUUCUUCUGUUUCCGCUCAAAGUUCUUUUUGUGUGAGUAUUUCAGUAGUAGAGAAUAGUCAAGAAAGGAAUCUUUAUAGCCGCUACACAGAGUAGUUUGCAUUAUGCAUUCCUAUGCAAAAUACGGGGUGUAUUUAUAAUAAUGUUCUUAACUGUUUCAGCACUGGACUGCUAACAGUUCUUAGGAUAAUCCAAAGUGUGUCAUAUAUAGAGGGUGCCUUGAUUUCUUACUGUAUAUUAUUCAGAUCUGAACAGACAGUGCAGUGAUCAUUUACUAUUUUUUUAAGCAUAUGUUUUCAAAUUUUAUUACAUGCCAAAUGGUGUCCAAUUACGUCCAAUGUUUCUGAAUAGGGAGUAAAAAAAAUUCAUAUCUUAAAGGUUUUCCAUAUAUUAUUUCAGUAUUGCCAGUGUUAACGUGCUGCUAAGAGAAUUUUUACUGUUCUGCUUUCACAGCCAUACUUGAACAUUUCAGAAGCGCAAGGAGUGCAGUUUGUAUACACUUGCCCUCCUAUGUACGCCAAUUUGUGCUCCGGUUAUGUGCUCAUGGUAACCUCCCUUCCUAGGCUGUCCAGAGUAAAUGAAUGUGGCCUUUUUAGUCUUUUGAACCAGUUUAGUGCCAGGAGCACAAAAAUCUUGUCCCGUGAACUAAUGUGAUAUUGUGUACCGCAUGACUGUUCUAGUUGUAGCCAUAUGAAUGUGAGAAAAGUCUUUAUGCAUAGGUAGGCCACAACACCCUGGCAUUCAGACAGUUAGUGACUACUGCCCGGAUAAAAAGUUAACUUUUUAUCAGUGCUUACCAAUCUUUGGCUUUUUUUUCAUGUUAUUAUGCAGCAAAUCGCUUAAUUCUUCUCGCAAUAUGUAAUAUAUGUGUGUAUUCAAUAAGAUUCCAUUGACAGGAAUUGGCCAUCACAGUAGCUAAAAUAGGUCAAAUAUUUCACCAGUGACUGUUUUUCUGAUUUAAAUAUACAAUAUAUAUGUAUUAGAUGUAAGUGUUCAUUGUUCUCAUCACAGCGCAUCAUAAAAAAAGUGAAAUCAAAUGGGAGCAACUGCCAAUACUUUGGAACUGUGAACACCUCUACUGCAAAGUCUGUCUUUUUCCAAAAAUUGUCAGAGCUUUAAAAGACCAAUAUAAGCCCAUUUUUAAACCAUUUUUUUUUUAAGUUUUGUAUUUUUAUAUUGUAUUUCUGUUUGCUUUUAGAAUUUGUUUUUAACGCAAUUGAAAUCAUGAUGUUGAAAUGUAUACCUGUGUUACCCAGGGAGUACUGCAACAUAGCAUUUCCUCUGCUCACAAAACCUGAAAUAUCGCUGGCAAUGGGCAGCUAAUGCUUAAUAAACGUACCACUACUUCAUGGUAUCCAUUAAAUGUCUGUCUCCCUGA
Molecule: messenger RNA, 5697 nt
Organism: Pelobates fuscus (common spadefoot toad)
Lineage: Eukaryota; Metazoa; Chordata; Amphibia; Anura; Pelobatidae
Gene: ESYT1
Product: extended synaptotagmin 1
Exons: 32
Coding region: 401-3688 (1095 amino acids)
Biological process (GO): lipid transport
Cellular component (GO): extrinsic component of cytoplasmic side of plasma membrane; endoplasmic reticulum membrane
Molecular function (GO): phosphatidylcholine binding; phosphatidylinositol binding; calcium-dependent phospholipid binding
Source: RefSeq, a predicted model, not a curated record